Molecule: messenger RNA, 3097 nt
Organism: Oryzias melastigma (Indian medaka)
Lineage: Eukaryota; Metazoa; Chordata; Actinopteri; Beloniformes; Adrianichthyidae
Product: olfactory receptor 146-like
Exons: 1
Coding region: 212-1270 (352 amino acids)
Biological process (GO): G protein-coupled receptor signaling pathway
Cellular component (GO): membrane
Molecular function (GO): olfactory receptor activity; G protein-coupled receptor activity
Source: RefSeq, a predicted model, not a curated record
UGAUAAGUUUGCUUUUUUGGGUUUGUUUUGGUUUCCCUUUAAAUUAACGUUGCCAUUAAGAUAAAAACUAAUCUGUCUGUUACAUGAUCUUAUUGAUAUAGAAAUCCCCGAAGCAUGUCAUCACCUCAUUACAAUUGUUGUGACCAUUUUUUAUUUAUUUUUUUAAUACCAGGAGUGAACAUAUAAGUAGCCAAGCACAGAUCAGGCUUUUAUGCACUGCUCUGGUGCAUUUGGGGUUAAAGCACUGAACGAUCAUCUAACAUUGUGUUUUUUUCAAGUCUCCUUUUAUUCAAGGAUGGUUGAAGACAAAGGAACCAGAGUCAUUAUGAACAUCACAUUUGUUCGCCCUGAAAAAUUCUACAUAAGUGGGUUUAACAACAUUCCUUACACUCAGUAUUUUUAUGUCUUCUUGUGUUUUGUCUAUGUAAUGACUGUUAUUGGAAAUGUGUUUCUCCUCUCAGUUAUCUGCUUGGUGAGGACUCUUCAUUCUCCCAAAUACAUGAUUGUGUUCAACUUAGCUUUGACAGAUCUGUGUGGAAGCACAGCUCUUAUCCCAAAAGUCUUGGACACAUUUUUGUUUGAUCGAAGAUAUAUUUUAUAUGAGGCCUGUUUGGGCAACAUGUUUUUUGUUUCGUUCUUUGCAGGUUUACAGUCAUGGACUCUGGCCUGUAUGGCCUAUGAUAGAUUUGUAGCAAUCUGCUUCCCAUUGAGGUACCACAGCAUUGUUUCUAAGAGAUCUGUUGCUGUGAUUCUGCUGGUUAUAUGGUUGAUAAUUUUGUUUUUGAGUGCCCUUACAGUGGGGAACAUUAAUCGUCUGUCUUUCUGUGGUUCAUUAGAGGUGCAAAGCUUAUACUGUGACCAUGGGCCGUUGAAUCGCCUUGCUUGCAAUGAUAGAUCUUUAAAUAACAUUAUGGCAUAUGUUGUUUUAAUUCUAGUCAUCUGUAUUCCUCUUAUACUGAUAGUAAUAACUUAUGUUUUCAUUUCUAUUGCACUAAGUAGGAUUGCAUCAAAAGUGGAACGGCUAAGAGCACUAAAAACUUGUUCCUCUCACAUAAUUCUUGUGGUAACUUUUUUUUUACCUAUUGUUACCACUAACAUAGCUGCUGUGGUCACCUACCUUGAUCCUAACAUUAGAAUAAUAAAUACCUGUUUUACACACACUAUCCCUUCUUUGCUUAAUCCUAUUAUUUACUCUUUGAAGACAGAAGAAGUGUUGAAUGCUAUAAAGAAAAUGUUUCAAAGAAACAGACUCAAAAUAAUUGCAAAUUAACAUAACCUUCAGCUUAUCCUAUAUUUGCGGAUAUUUAAAAUACUUUUAAGAUUUUCAUUUUAUAAUCUGUUUUUGUCUGUGAACCAGCACAGUGAUUUUUUUUUUUUGUAAUAUAAUGAUUGUUUUCUACAUGAAAACUGUGCAACAAAGAAAGAUUCCUGAUUUAUUAAGUAUUUGGUCUGUUGUUAUUAUUUAACAGAGUUUGCAUGGUUAGGUGAUUUUAAAUUAUAUGUUGAUUAUCAAAUAUUACAUUUGCACUCUAAAAGAUUGGAGGGGGUGUUAUUAGGUUUUAAUAUUUUGGAAAAUGGCCCUGCGACAGACUGGCGACCUGUCCAGGGUGUACCCCGCCUUCGCCCAUCAUCAGUAGCCGGGAUAGGCUCCGGCAACCCCGCAACCCCGUAAGGGAAGCAGCGGACAGGAAGAUGAAUGAAUGAAUGAAUGAAUUUUGGAAAAUAUAACAGUUUAUGCAAACAGUCAUUUUUAGUUUCUCAACUGCAUUUUAUUUUUUUCUGUGAAACAAAUGCAACACAACAACCCUUUGAGCAUGAAUUCUUCUGAUGAACACGAAGCUUGGUUGAGGUUCUGUUUUCUACUUAACAUAAACUCUUAGCCUUAGGUAAGUUAACACUAAACGGUGCAAAAAAUGUAUUGCAUUGCACUGUAGCUGACAUCUGAGACGUUGAUUUAGAUAUAAUGAUAAUGAUGUUUACACACACACACACACACUUUGUACUGCAGCCAUCAGAGAGCUGAAGGAAUGAAUUUUUCAGCAAUAAAAGACAAAUUUAACAAAGGUUCACUUUACAAUUACUGCAAAAAAAUAGUUUGAUUGGAGUCAUCUGGACCCAAAAAGAUAGCACAAGUUAAGUAAUAAUUUCAUAAAAAGGCUAGGAAAAAAAGCCAGGCAAAUCUUGCUAUGAGCAUCUAGCUACAAACUGCACACCAGCUAACCCACUGCAGAUAGCUGAAAGUUUGUGAUUUUUAAUGAUUUUAUAAUGGCAAAUGAAAGCACAAACAGUAGAAAUCAAAAUAAGAUACAAAGGGAUGCAGAAAAAAAUAAAAAUAAGCCAAUUGAUUUUCAAGCAUAUUCGUACAACUUUAAAGUAGACUGGGCUGGGGAUUUUUGCAUGCAGAGUGUUGCAGAAAGGAGAGAAUAAAGAAGAGAGUUGAUCAGUUGAAGAUCAGACAUUUAUAAGGAGGGAUGGCCAGUGGAGAAGGAUGAGCUUCUGGACAAAGAUUAUUGACAACCUGAAAAUUAAAAGAGUUAUGAUUUGAAACGGCUUAAUUCAAGCAAUCAAGUCAAGAAUAAUUUAUGUGAAAAACAAUCAACAGAAGUUUACAACCAUACAAAAAUAUGUCAGACAUGGGAUUAUUAUCCAUCAAAUUAAAGAUUGCUUAAAAGAUAGUGGGAGAAAGCAAAUUAUAUAAGCCUACCACUGCUCUGCCUUACCAUUUUCUUUGUUUGAAUUAUUAUUAUCCAGUCAUAAGGAAUCCUUAAGUAAAAACACAUUAGACUAUGUAAGUGAACAUCAUACUAUUUCAGACUUUACAACUGCAUCUGCAGAUCAAUAAUCAAAGUAAAAAAAAACUAGUAUAUAUCCUUAAAAAAAUACAUAUAUAAAUGUAUAUAUAAAAUAGUUGAAUCACGAGUCUCUCUCGUAAAAUGUCUUUCAAGGGUUCUAUUUUACUUGAAGUAGUACAAAUCAAAUUAACCAAUUAUUUGUAUAUAUAUAUGUAUGUAUUUUUCUCUACGUGUAUAUAUAUAUAUAUUAGGGCCAGGAAUCGAUUACAUUAUUAUUAUUACUAUUUUUUGUUACAAUAUUUGCC